AGAAAAGUGGAUGCGAGUAGAGAAAAAAGUUUGGUUUUGAAUAAAUCUGAACAUGGCACAAAUACAAGAGCCAGAGGUUCAGUUUGCACAGAGGUUAGCCUCAAACGAGCGGCCCAUCCGUAAAGCUAUUAAGAAACUGAGAAAGUACAUUCACGUCCGCUCUCAGAAAGAUUCAGGAGGAUUUUCAGGUGAUGAUCUGCUUAAGUUGUGGAAGGGCCUCUUCUACUGUCUGUGGAUGCAGGACAAACCUCUGCUCCAGGAGGAGCUUUCAAAGACGAUCUCCUCUUUGAUCCACAGCUUUCACACUGUUGACAACCAGUUUUUAUAUUUGGAGACCUUCUUGCAGACCGUGAAUAGAGAGUGGAAUGGCAUUGACAGACUUCGUAUGGACAAGUUUUUCCAGUUGGUUCGCUUUGUGUUCAGACAAAUGUUUGAGUUGCUUAAGAGGAAAAACUGGGAAAGCAGUGUGGUUGCUAGGUUUCUGGAGCUGCUCACAGCACAGGUCCUGCAGAGUAACAGUGCUGUACCCAGCGGGCUGCAGUUGCACAUCCUGGACCUUUACAUGACUGAGUUGGCAGCUGUGGGUGCAGAUGAGCUCACCGCUGAUCAGAACUUGAUUUUCAUUGGACCAUUUUGUGCAACAGCAGCCAAAACCAAAAAUCGUAUGCUUUUCAGUACCAUCUGCAGCGAAAUAUUCAGCACAGUUAUUGAUCAGGCUCCGUUUGCUAUUGAAGAUCUGAUGAAGGAGCUGAAGGCGGCUGAGGAGAUGGACUCUGAUUCAGGACAGGAUACUGAGGAGGAGGAUGAGAACAGUCGAAAGGAGAAAACAAAAAGCAAACAAGUCAAUAAAAUGUCAGAGAAGAUGAACGGUAAAAAAUCCAACAAAGAAUGUGAUGAUGAUCUUAAUGACUCUGAUACAGAGUUCCCAGGUGAUGAUGACAUGGGACCAUUUCUACAGUUCGACUAUGGUGCUUUGGCAGACAAACUAUUUGAGUUAGCCAGUCGGAGCAGCACACCCAGCCAUAACAGGCAGACACUCUACAAAUUUGUCAGAGUUCUGCGGAACCUCAGUAAAGGCAUUUUUCCUCAGAAUGAGUAUCCAGAGGAGGUUUCCACAGAUGAAGAUGAUGACAUGUUUGGGAGCAGGAAGCACUUGAAAAGGAGAAAAGGUCUCUCAAAGAAAGAGGAGGGGGUUCCAGCAGCAAAGAAGAAAGGGAAGAUGAAAGAAUCAUCCAAAGUUGCUGUGCAACACAAAGAUUCAGCAGAUGGUGACAGUGAACCAGCAAAACCAAAAACAGAUAAGGUGAAAAAGAAAAGGAAGACGAAGAAGAGAAGGGGACCGCAUGGAGGCAAAGGUAGUGCGGAAAAGGCUGCCGAGUCGAAACAAGAAGAAAUUGUUGCUUCAGUUGUAAUUAAGGACUCUGAAAAAGUGGUGGAAACCUCGGCAGAGCAGAAGUGUUCAGAAGUGAUGGAAAAUGAAGCACAACCCGCCACCUCAUCUGAUGUUACAGUGUUGAAGCAUAAAAGAAGGAAAAAGGGCAAGAAAUCUGAGACCAAACAAGUUGAAUUGCAGGUACAUGGAGCAGGAUCGGAAGCCAAACUCAUGCCAACAACUUGUGAGGAAUCAGCAGAAGUAACCUUCUCGAAAAAGUCCCGCUUGCUCCUCAAAACCAGCACUGUAUCUGGCAACAUAAAACCACAAAAGAAGACUAAUAACAACUCCUGUAAGGUCCAGGGGGGUGAAGUUUCUAAACUUGUCGAGGUAGAACAAGGAAGCACAGAAACUGAGAUCAUAUCAGUAAGUGAUGAAAGCUCACAAGUUGAUCCACCUGUUGUGGUUGAUAUGAUGUCAUCAGGGAGGAAAAGCACAAAACUAGUUUUGGAGGCCAAUCACAAAACUGUGGGACUUGAGAUGGAAACUCAAGUUAAUGGACAAAAUUUAAAAGGCUUGAUGUUAGGAGAUGGAACAACCUCCCACCAGACAGAGAUGACUCCAACAACUCUGGCAAAGAAAAAGAGCAAGAAAAAGAACUCGAAGGGUGGUAAUACCCUGAAUGCUGAGGUAGGAUGUACUGAAGUAGAGAUCGCACCAUUUAGGGAAGAAACAUCCCAUGAUACACCAGUUAAAAUAAAAAUGAAGAAGAGGAGCAGGCAGGUCAAACUGUAUCAAAAGGUGGAGAAUUGUGAACCAGUACCUGAAGAUGCACGUGUCGCAGAUACAAAUACUGUAUCAAUGAUGAAGAGAACCCAAAAUGAAGCAAUUACAGCUUUCGAGCCCCACGUGGUUGAAGCUGAGGUCAUUGUGACAACACUCAUGAAGAAGCAGAGGAAGAAGUUAAAAAUAGCGAUACCUCAGAGGAAUGAGGUCCAUUCAGAUGUGGUUUGUGUUGUAGAAGAGAUGCCAAUUAUGGAUGAUAGUCCUGAAUUGGUGUCUCCCUGUGUGGAAAAAGCCAAGAAAAAGAAGAGGAAGAUCCCAGUGGUGUUUGAGUUUGAGGCUGAUGAGAUUGAGGCUGCAUCGACCAACAGUCUUGGAGGAGAGACCGUAACAAAGAAGGCAAAAGUGGCCAGUCACCAGAGUGGUGGAAGACCUUCCACACCACUGAGGAAUCUUAAAUCACCAAAGUCUGCAGGGUCAUCAUCUGAGUUCAUCUCCUUUCAGAACAAAGCCACAGUCCCAACACCGCUGUUCUGCAGGAGCAAAGGGAGUAGCAGCACCCCGUCAUCUGUUAAGAAGAAAAAGGUGACUCCCAAAUCUGAAUCCAAGAAAGUGACCUUUGGUCUCAGUAAAACAGCUGAGUUUAAGAAGAGCGAUCGCAGCUUGCUUGUGAGUCCAGAUGGAUCAUCACGAGUGCCCUUUGACCCUCAGCAGAAGCCCAAGUUUGGGGUUUUAAAGUCUCCGCCCACACCAUUUCCCACCAAAGUCAAAAAGACCCCAAAUACCAGGAAGAGGACACCCAGCACCCCCAAAAGCACCAUGAAGCAGCGACCCACUGCAGCAGACUUCUUCUAAAGACUCUUUGUGGUUACAGACUCGUGAGCUCUGAUCAGUUCGUCAGUUAAACUCCUUUUAAUGGACCCAUUUAAAAAUAAAUUGUUCUUU
Thalassophryne amazonica is the source of this 3100-nucleotide messenger RNA. Its product is annotated as ribosomal RNA processing protein 1 homolog B-like. Gene Ontology annotation, cellular component: preribosome, large subunit precursor; preribosome, small subunit precursor; nucleus. Gene Ontology annotation, biological process: rRNA processing. Lineage: Eukaryota; Metazoa; Chordata; Actinopteri; Batrachoidiformes; Batrachoididae. The record is from RefSeq and is a predicted model, not a curated record.